UAGAGGUCACCAUUGAAAUAAAAAGUGGGAGUAAAUACGUACUACAAUAUAUAUCUACUAUCGUGGAUUACUACUCGACUGGUGGCAAUCUAGGAAUAACGACAUACACGGCGUAAUGCUCGAUGAAUUGUUUUCGCGUCCUCGUACGAGCACGAUUUUCGAGACAAUCGUGCGAGGUUACAGUUACGCUCGACGAUGAUUCAACUAGCCGGUUUGUUGUAUUGUUCGCGACGCGCCAUCCCGCUUGAAAUUCAGUAAUUAUUUUACGAAUGUUUUCAUCCUUUGCAACAUAAAUUAAAUACACACGGGGAUAAGCGAAAUAACAUCGGCGGCAUAUAAUAAUGGCAGCCCAUAAGACAGGAGGACAGAGUACACGUAAGAAGAUACAGGUAUCCAUGGUCAUAAGAGACGAAGUAGAGAGAAGACACAGAGCUGGAGUUAAUUCCUUACAAUAUGAUCCAAUUUUACAUAGACUUUAUUCUGCGGGCAGAGAUAGUAUUAUAAGAAUAUGGAAUUGCAAGAAUAUGAACGAACCUUAUAUACAGUCAAUGGAACAUCAUACAGAUUGGGUCAACGAUAUUGUCUUAUGUUGUAGCGGAAAGACUAUUAUAUCUGCUAGCUCUGAUACCACGGUCAAGAUUUGGAACGCGCAUAAAGGAUUUUGCAUGUCAACAUUAAGAACUCAUAGGGACUAUGUAAAAGCAUUGGCAUAUGCUAAAGACAGAGAACUAGUAGCUAGUGCAGGCUUAGACAAAACAAUCUACCUCUGGGAUGUAAAUACCCUCACAGCUCUCACUGCGAGUAAUAAUACAGUGACGACAUCAACUUUGUAUGGCAGCAAGGAUUCGAUAUAUAGCCUUGCUAUGAAUGUUACCGGAACAGCUAUAGUUAGUGGAAGUACGGAAAAAGUUCUUAAAGUAUGGGAUCCAAGAUGUUGUACAAAAUUAAUGAAACUGCGUGGCCAUACGGACAAUAUUAAAGCUUUAGUGCUAAAUAGAGAUGGUACCAAAUGCUUAUCUGCAAGUUCAGAUGGUACGAUUAAAUUAUGGUCACUCGGUGAACAAAGAUGUCUGCAAACUUACAGAGUACAUAACGAAGGUGUUUGGGCGUUAUUGGCUACAGAUACUUUUAGUCAUGUAAUAUCAGGUGGUAGAGAUAAGAGAGUUGUAAUGACUGAGUUAAGCCAUCCAGAGAAAUCUUUUGUUAUAUGUGAAGAAAAAGAACCUAUUCUCAAAAUGGCUAUGACCCCUGAUCAAUCUAGUAUUUGGGUUGCAACUAGUGAAUCUACAAUUAAUAAUUGGUCUAUAAGCCAAAGAGAUUGGCAAGAUAUUGGAGAUUAUUGUGACUCUGCCGGAGGAAUGGCAGGAAAUGUUGGUGUACCAUUAAAUACAGAACCGAGCCAGAGGAUAUCAGGAGCCCCUGCAAUACGACACUGCCAUAUCCUAAAUGAUAGGAGAUAUGUUCUAACAAAAGAUACAGAUGAAAACGUAGCGUUAUAUGAUGUGUUAAAAGCAUGUAAAGUGGAAGAUUUAGGUCGUGUAGAUUUUGAACAGGAAAUUAAAAAGAGAAAUAAGAUGGUUUAUGUUCCAAAUUGGUUUAAUGUCGAUCUCAAGACUGGGAUGUUGAGCAUCCAUUUAGGACAAGAUGAAAAUGAUUGUUUUUCUGCAUGGGUUUCUGCUAAAGAAGCCGGUCUUACAGAUAAUAAGAGUCAAGAUCAAAAAGUAAAUUACGGAAGCCUACUUUUACAAGCACUUCUUGAACACUGGUGGCGACCAAUGAACGCUGACGAUGAUAAUAAGGGAAAUGGUAAUGAUGGAAAUGGAUCAACACAUGAUAGUGGUAGAAAUUUGUAUUUCUCUGUACCUGGUCAUACACCUGUUAUUUUCAGCGAAGUUGGCGGUAGAACAAUGUGUAGGUUACUAGUACGAGAUGCCGCAGGUGAAACAGAAAGAGUAUUAUUAAAUGACACGGUACCGUUAUGGGUAUCCAAUAUCGUAGCAAAUAAAAAUCUUCCACAAUUCAUCAAAAUACCAUUUUAUUUAACUCCGCACGCAAGUUCCGGAGUGAAAAGUCUGAAAAAGGAUCGUUUAAUUGCAAAUGAUUUUAUACAAAUUCGAAAAGUGGCAGAACAUAUUUUUGAUAAAGCACUUUGUGCAGGCAGUGAUUCUGGUUUAGUAACUGGCGGCGGUAAUUCCGUAUCUGGUGGUUCUCCAGCAGGAGAUAGAGCUAAUACUGAUUCUAAUGCUGAUUCAUCUUCAUUAGCUGAAGAAAAAGUCGAAAUUUUAUGUAAUGAUCAAGUUCUAGAUCCGUCUAUGGACUUGAGGACCGUAAGGCACUUUAUUUGGAAAAGUUCAGCAGAUUUAACACUUCAUUAUCGUCCUGUCAAAUAGUUAAUGCUGAAUACAUCAAAUUAUGGAUCCCUGAAGUGUGCCUGGUUUUGUACUGUUGUUAAAAUAAUGGAAAAUACAUGGGCUACUUGUAGAGUGCAAAAUCACAUACCAACUUCACUUUAUGAAAUAUUUAGCCUGUUUUCAAUGGAUGCUUCGUAAAGCGAUGAAAACAGAGGUACCUAUGGAGUACAUAAGAUUGAACAAGUUUAUAAGGCAAUAACACACGUCGAAGUAUUAACAGAAAUUAUUAAUUUUGUUUUUUUUUCCUAUUUUUUCUUUUUUUUAAAUAUAUAAAAAUAAUGGUCUAUAUCCUGUGGCUGAACUUAUCCUUAUGAACCAGGAGAUGUAAAAUUUAUUUUGCGAAUCAUGUGCUUUCUGGAAUUAGUAUGCUUUUUGUACCUGGAUAUAUUUAGAGUAUUAAAAAAAAAACUUAUCAGAGUCAGCCAGUUAGUGUCUUCCCAUUUGAAGUGUAUCACUAUACAGGGUGAGUCUCUUAACAUGACGACUUACUCAUAAGUUAUUCGUUUUACGGAAAAAUGUUUUAAACAAAGGUUGUAUAGUAUCUAGGGGGACAUACAAUGCUCUAAUUUAUUUUUGAUUAUCUUACUUUGUUAUUGAGAUAUUAGGGUCACCUUCAGUUUUUUAAAUAGGAUAUCUAAUAUUUCUUUUCAAGUUCGGAUAAAUAAUCAAAUUUUGCGUAAAAAAGUAUAUAAAGUGAGACUUAAUGUAAAUAAUUACUGAGAUACUUUUAAAUUAAUAAUCUUCUAUUAGGAAAAAUGCAUUUAGUCAACGUGAUUCUUAACACGACUUUGGUUACGACGGCAAGUCAUAUUUAUAAACAUGUUCCCCAUUAAAUGUUAGAAAUCAUCAAUAUGAAAUAUUGAAAAACCCAUACUACAUUUACGAAGUUGACCAUCAACACUGAUGAAAUGUGAAUGUUUGGUGCGACAUAAUUGGUCACCAGAUCAUUGGACCGUAUUUCAUGGAAAGACCACUAACAGAUCAAACAUACUCUAUAUUCUUGUCUGAAAUACUGAUAGGCCUAUUAAAAGAUGUACCAUGUUUAAUACAUCAAAUAAUAUAGUAUCAUGUUGAUACCACAUAGUACAACUAUCUAGUACAUUAUGCUCUGCAAUCACGGUAAGUAUUAGUAGAAUAUUUUCUAAUCAUUGGAUCGGACGUGCAAAUAACAUUGGUUGGCCAAGCUCGCUCACAAAAUUAACGUCGCUCGAUUAUUCGAUUAUUAUUUACUUUGAGGAACAUUAAAGAAUGAAGUUUAUCGCGAAUCACCAACGACAGCCGAAAAUAUGCGAGAACGUAUUAUUAGUGCAUGAUUAUAAUAAUUACAGAAAUAUUAGAAAAAGUUCUUCACUCAUUGAUAAUUCGAUUACGUUAAUGCAUCGAUUGUAAUAGACAGUAUUUCGAAUACCACUUGAAAUAAAACUUAUUUUAUAAAUAUCUCAGUAAUUAUUCAUUUUAUGUCCCACUUUGUAUAAUACUUUUUUACGCAAAAUUUGAUUAUUUAUUCAAAUUUAACAAAACAAUAUUAGACAUUCUAUUUAAAAAACUGAAGGUGAUCUUAAUAUCUCAAUAAAAAAGUAAGAUAAUAGAAAACAGAUUAGAGCAUUAUAUGUCUCCCUAGAUACUAUGUAAUUUUUAUUUGUAACAUUUUUUGUACCACGAAUAACGAGUUAUUUGAAGUAAUCAUGUUACGAGACUCAUCCUGUAUAAAAACAAAUAGCAAAAGCACAAUGGAGAUCGAGUGCAUGGCCCAGGAAAUCACUGCUUACUAUUGUUUCCUGGUAAUGAUUUUAAUAUUUAAAAAAGAAUAACUUUAGUAACACACUUUUUAGCAUAUAAAUUUAAUAUAUAAUCAUUAAUAAAUAUAAGAGAACAGUAAUAUUUUAUUUGAAAAACCUUUAGUAAAAUUUUUAGGUAUUUAUUAAAGGUAUAUACAGUGGGUACAAAAAAGUAUUUGUACAGCUAGUUUUUGUGGUAAUACGUAAACAAAUGGUACAUCGACAAGAAUUAUUUUCAUUAAUAGUUAAUCAUUUACAAAUGUUAAUUAAAAAUGAUUUACGAGUGCUUUUGAAAAAAUGAACGAAAAUAUCAAAAAAAGUGACCCAGAAACUGGUCGAAUCCAUGCUAAAAAGGUUACAAGUAAUUUUUUAUGCUAAAAGAAUACAUAUAAAAUAUAUAUGUAGAACUUACAUAUAAAAUAUUAAUGUAGAACUUACAAAAAUUAUAAAUUAUUUAUUAUUUAUUAUAAUUGCAAGUAUAUAUGAAUAUUUUGUUACCCGCUGUAUGUAUAUAAAUAUACACCUAAUUUUGUUUUUACACGAUAGAUACGUUCCCGAAGAAUACGUGUAAAAAGAAUUCGUAUAAAAAAAUAUAUUGCAUCUAUGGAAAAAUAGAAGAUUGAUUCCAGUUCUAAGAAAUCAGCAAAAAUAAUACAAUAAACCAUGAGUUUUCAUGUUAAGAUCUUAAACAUUUUAUUUCAUAAAGAUUGCACAUGUAUCAUACAAAGUAAAUUAUCAUUUGAAAAGAAAAAAAACAUGUCACUAAUUCAUGAACACAAAAAUUAGACAAGAUAAUAUGAGUUACGCAUAAAAAGAUUUUAUUCAUUGUCAAAUUCCAAUCCGCGUUUUUUCGCAAACUGCUGAAUAUAUACGCCAUGUUUAAAGGCUCAAUAAAUAUUCUCAUGGACUACUACAAGUGUACAAAAUUUGAAAAUAAUCUGAGAUGUGCUUCACUGACCGACUCCUUCUAACAUGAGACAUUUUGAUUACAUUUGGCCCGGCCGACUUACGUCUCUGAGGCGAUAUUGUAGGCUAAGGGGUUAAUAAAACAAAGGUUUUAAAACUAUAACUUAUCAUUUAUUGACUUUUACGCAAAAUUAAUUCCUCGUUUCCAAUGUCGUAGUUAUAAAAAUAAAGGUAAAGCAAAAUUUACUUCUUAGAAUUUGGGUCGAUCGUGUUAAAUCAAAAGAAGUUCGUGUAAAAACAGGAGAAUUGGGUGUAUAAAGAAAAACAUUAAAACGAAAACAAAACCAAAAAAAAACUACAAAUAACAAGAGCAUGACAAUUGUACUCCACACCUGCCUUCAUAUCUUACAGAAUGAAUUAACAUAGAAAGAGAAAAGGAAAUGUCAAUUUACCUUUAAUCAAAUUAUAUUUGAACAGCCAAAUUAUACCAGUUCAAUAUUUCCUAUCUGUAAUAUAGGAAAUGAACUAACUUAUCUGUCUUCAAGAUUGCAAGAUCAAAUUCUGUUUUAUGUAUGGGACUUCCAGUUUUAAUUAAACUCCUAAUUGUAAUAAUAAUAAUAAUAAUAAUAAUAAUAAUAAUAGUAAUAAUAAUAAUAAUAAUUUGGUUCACCUAAAAUGUAUACCUAAUCUUAACUAUAUGACAUACAUGUUUGUUGAUUAAGGGACAUAAGUGUUGCAACAGAAUUUGAUCUUGUGGGGACUUUACUGUAAUCAUUAAUAAACAAAAACAACAACAAAAAUAUAUAUAUAUAUAUAUUAAGAUACUAUAAUAAUUAUAAAAGUAACUUCUCUUCACGAAAAAAAAAAUUGUGCACGCAUAAGAAAGAGUAAUGUGCUAUUAUAAUCAAAUCGAUUUGUUACCAUACGAAUAAAAGCCAAGUGUAUGUACAUACAAUUUGGCAACACAGAAUUUUUACUAUGAUAGAGUAUUCAUUUUGGUUGCGCUGCUAUUGAAAUGAUCAAUCACAUUUGGAUAAUAAAAAUAAAUCAACAAAUUAAAUAGCGGAAUAAUUUUUUUCGUGUAGAGUCGAGAAAGAAUAUUAGAGAAAUAACUAUCGAAAAAGAAGUAUAUUAUGUACAUUCCUAGUUAUAUUUAACUUGUUUUUAUCUUUAUAUGUCAGCAAUGUGUAUACAAGUGCAUUUCUUGUAUAGACCUAUAUCUUCAAUUUUAUUGACACGUUAUUCUUUCUAAUUAAAAAAUUGUUCAUAUUAUUCACAUUAUUAUUACAUCAUACGCAGGCAAAUUCAGAUGUACCUAAAGAAAAAAAUAGCAGAUAAGUAGUAGAAGGAUAAUAUUAUAUUUCCAGUGAUGAACUAACUUUUACAUUGCUUCUCUUUGAAACAACAUAUCUUUGGUGGAUUUGCAAUAUGUAUGUUAUAUAUUUAUUUAGAUCAUGUAUCAAUUUUGCAUUUAUUAGUAUACAGGAUGUCCUAUAUCUGGUGAUACGAGUGAAUAGAGGGUGAUUCUAUAUUUUCUAUUUAGUUUUUAUUGUAGAAUCAUCCCCUCUUCGCUUGUACCACUAGUUACAAGACAUUCUAUAUACAUUCAUUAUUUCUGAAUGUAUUACUUGGAAGCUUGAUUUUAGGAUGUAUUAAUGUACAUGACAUUAUUAGUAAGAUUAUUUAAUUCAUUCAUUCAUUUUGCAUAUAAGAGGUCAAAUAAAAAUUAAUAAUUU
Molecule: messenger RNA, 6831 nt
Organism: Polistes canadensis
Lineage: Eukaryota; Metazoa; Arthropoda; Insecta; Hymenoptera; Vespidae
Product: WD repeat-containing protein 48
Exons: 12
Coding region: 342-2390 (682 amino acids)
Biological process (GO): double-strand break repair via homologous recombination; protein deubiquitination
Molecular function (GO): ubiquitin binding
Source: RefSeq, a predicted model, not a curated record